GCUUCCAUCGCAGCUAACUCCUCUCUCUUCUCUCUUCUCUUUCUCUCUCUAAAAGCACGGAGAGAAAAGCUCGAUCGUUGCUCAAAGAAAUACUAAACCAUCUCCAAACAUGGGUUCAGACACAGUUAAUCCCAAGGCAUACCCAUUGGCUGAUGCAUCACUCACCAUUACAAUUUUGGAUACAGUUCAGCAAGCUGCAAACUAUAAACAACUCAAGAAGGGAGCCAAUGAAGCUACAAAGACUUUGAACAGAGGGAUUUCAGAGUUCAUUGUUAUGGCUGCAGAUGCUGAGCCACUGGAAAUCCUUCUGCACCUACCGUUGCUAGCUGAAGAUAAGAAUGUGCCCUAUGUAUUUGUUCUAUCGAAAGAAGCUCUUGGAAGGGCAUGUGGUGUCACCAGACCUGUCAUUGCCUGUUCCGUGACUAGCAAUGAAGGCAGCCAAUUGAAACCCCAAAUACAGCAGCUCAGAGAUCAAAUUGAGAAAAUCAUGAUAUAAGCACAUGAGAUUGAAGCAACGAGUUUUGUGGUAUGAGAAAGCACGAGAAGUAAUGUAGUCCAAAGACUCAAAUUAUUUGUUAUAUCUAUAGGGAUAAAAGUCAGGUGCUUAUUGAAGGCCUGGAAUUUUGGUACCUAAAUUUGUGAUCUUAAGAGAUUUAAGGAAUUUUGGUACCUAAAUUUGUGAUCCUAAGAGAUUUGGGGGAUCUUUGCUUAUUUCUUUAGUAGGUAUUAGAUAGUUUUUUGUGUUUGUACAAUAUGUGGUCUAGAGUUAUAAAGCAUCCAUUUUAAAGAUGGAUGCAAAUAAAUAGGUGGUCCAUUUAAAAACAGUCCAGAUGUUUUUUUAAUAUAAUUAUUAUUUUUAGUUU
Messenger RNA from Amborella trichopoda, 863 nucleotides. RefSeq lists its product as uncharacterized. Gene Ontology annotation, cellular component: ribonucleoprotein complex; nucleolus. NCBI's taxonomy places the organism in Eukaryota, Viridiplantae, Streptophyta, Magnoliopsida, Amborellales, Amborellaceae. The record is from RefSeq and is a predicted model, not a curated record. Gene Ontology annotation, molecular function: RNA binding. Gene Ontology annotation, biological process: ribosome biogenesis.